CGUCCAUUCAUUCUCCUCCACUCUCAAAACUCCCACAACCCAUUCUUGAACGCCUGAACAAAGAGCAAAGUAAGUGACGACCAUGGCCAAGAAAAAGUCUGCAGCCCAGGUUCGACGGCUGAAGGCCCGUGCCGAGAAACGAGGCGAGGAGUACGUUGCCCCGGAAGUCGACAGUAAAGCGUCCUCGGCCGAGCAAGAUGAAUCGACGAAAACUACUUCCAAAGACACCACUACCGAGUCCACAACCAAAAAGACCAAGACAGAUUCGAAACGAAUUACAGCAGCCCGCAAGCUCAAGAAGGAGUUGUUGGAAAUCCAGAACCAGGAAGAUUUACGCGCCAAAGAACGUCGUUCUCUAAAGCGCAAAGCCGAAGCGAUUGCUGCGGAAGAAGUUGGAUGUUCGGUGGAAGAAAUGCAGCAGUGGUACCAAGACAAUCAACAUCUUUUAGAAGAAAAAACAGAAAAAGGAGACAAAAAAGGUGCUAGUAGUAGUCACAAGAAGACGCCUUAUAUUGUCUUUGUGGGACAAUUGGCGUUUACGACAACAGCACAAGCUCUGCUGGCACACAUUCGCACCGAACUGGCCGAGAGCGGAUUAUUCGCGAAAGAUGCCGUCUCGGAAGAAACGGUGAAAGUCCGCUUGCUGACCGACCCUAAAACGAAAAAAUCCCGUGGCAUGGCAUUUGUGGAACUGGCCGAUCCCGAGAUCAUGUACGCCUGUUUGCGGCUGCACCAUACGCUCUUGGAUGGUCGACGACUCAAUGUGGAACGUUCGGCCGGCGGUCGCAAGAAAGAAACACGAGAUGCCAAAAUCAAACAAUAUCGACAGGAACAAGAAGACUACCUCUCCAAUGUCGUUGACACCAUCAUGGCGGAAUUCUUCAAGUCGGGAGAACUCAAACAAGGAGAACUCGACGAGGGGGCCAUUGCCAUGUGCAAACGGUACAGUGCCGGAAUGGUCGAAACAGCCAUCAAACAAUACAUUGAAAACAAUGGUUCUACCAUGGACAAUACCAGUGCCUACUUUUCCUAUCUAUUGGCAAAAUUGGCUUCGGAGGGAAUCGAUAAUAACAAAGAUCAGCAGGGCAGCAGCAAUAAUCAUAAGAGAGGAGACAGACCACCAGACAGCAGCAAGCCAUCAUCGAACAACAAACGACCAAAGACAGAUUUCAACAAAAACAAACAAUCCACAACCAUUGCAUCCCGGUCCGCUCUGCCUCAAGUGGACUUUGGAAUAAGUGAGAAGAAGAGUGACAGCCACAAGAAACCCAAUCUUUCCGACAUGUUUCCAUCUCUCGCAUCCCGUGGUGGUGGAAGACGGGGGAGGGGGAGAGGCUACAUGUAGAUAGAUGGCUGCACAGGAACGAUUAUUGCAGAAAAUCAAUGAAUCGGAAUUGUAUCAUUUACAUGAUGUAACUCUGGCUACGCAUGACGAAAGUCUAUUUAUUUCAUCGCCUUCCACCAUCAAAGAGUAUUGGUCUGUCAAUCGCCCCUGUCGCCAAAAUUUCACCAAAGACCUCCGACGCAACGGC
This is a messenger RNA of Seminavis robusta, 1532 nucleotides long. Lineage: Eukaryota; Bacillariophyta; Bacillariophyceae; Naviculales; Naviculaceae. The record is from the annotation of a GenBank genome assembly.